AUGACCGCGAGCAAGUCGUUCAUCGUCGUCGUGGCGAUGCUGUGCCUGAUGGCCACGGUCGCCCUGGCCCACCGCCCGAGCCCCAGCCCCAGCCCGAGCCCCAAGCCCACCGUGUUCGUCUUCACCGACGUCAACACGGACGACUUCAUGGCGCUCAAGCUCAUCCUCAAGUACUCCAACGUCAAAGUGGGCGGGUUUGUCGCCGGCUGCGCGGGCUUCUGCAACAUGGGUCCGGGCAUCCAGAACCUGUUCGGCCUGCUCAAGUUCAUGGACCGCGACGACGUGCCCGUGUGGGCCGGCGAGGCCUACGCCUCGACCGAGAUCGAUUCGGGCAACUACUCGUGCACCUUCCAGAAGACCCGCAACUACUACCCGGGCUUCCCCCAGGUCUACGAGCCCCUCCGCGCCGCCAUCGCCGCCCUCGACGGCCCCGUCGAGUUCCUCUCCCUGGGCACCCUCACCGAGAUCGACUACCUCUUCCGCCGCUACCCCGACCUCAAGCAGCGCGUGCGCCGCAUCACCAUCAUGGGCGGCGCCGUCCACGUCCCCGGCAACCUCUUCUUCCCCCGCGGCAGCGCACCCAACACUGUGGCCGAGUGCAACAUCUACCUCGACCCCCACUCGGCCCGCAACGUGUUCGUGUCGGGCGUGCCCAUCCGGCUCGUGCCGCUCGACGCCACCAACGCCUUCCAGCUGUCGUGGGAGUUCCUGAACGAGUUCGACGACGUGGCGCGCACCAAGGAGGCCAAGUUCGUGAAGGACCUGCUCAUCCUGAUCAAGAACAACUCGGCGGCGACGUCGAUGUACUCGCUGUGGGACCCGCUGACGGCCGCCAUCCUGGCCGACCACUCGAUCAUCUUCGAGGAGGAGACGGUCAACAUGACGGUGGUCACCUCGGGCUCGCAGGCCGGCCGCACCGUGAUCGACAACGUCGAGGGCAAGCCCGUCCAGGUGGUCCUCACCGCCGACCCCGACUUCUACGACAUCUUCAUCGACAAGCUCAACAGGCGACGCCGCUGGUAG
This is a messenger RNA of Acanthamoeba castellanii str. Neff, 1023 nucleotides long. RefSeq names its product inosineuridine preferring nucleoside hydrolase family protein. Gene Ontology annotation, cellular component: cytosol. The record is from RefSeq and is a predicted model, not a curated record. NCBI's taxonomy places the organism in Eukaryota, Discosea, Longamoebia, Acanthamoebidae. Gene Ontology annotation, biological process: purine nucleoside catabolic process. The coding region runs from base 1 to 1023 and encodes 340 amino acids. Gene Ontology annotation, molecular function: purine nucleosidase activity. The transcript has 2 exons.